Myotis davidii is the source of this 2255-nucleotide messenger RNA. RefSeq names its product paired immunoglobulin-like type 2 receptor beta. The transcript is spliced from 3 exons. The coding region runs from base 500 to 1249 and encodes 249 amino acids. The record is from RefSeq and is a predicted model, not a curated record. NCBI's taxonomy places the organism in Eukaryota, Metazoa, Chordata, Mammalia, Chiroptera, Vespertilionidae. Gene Ontology annotation, molecular function: MHC class I protein binding.
AAAGAGCCUGGGCUGGUCCUGCUGCUGCCCCUCCCCUGCAAUGAGAGAAACAGAGGCUGAGAGGCACUCAGAGCAGCAGAGAAAAGGAGAGCGAGUGAGAGACAGAGACGGGACUGGCUCCUAAGGAGAUGGGAAAGCCCCUGGCAGAGACAGGGCGUUGAGGUGGGAGGAGAGGUCCCAGGCAGCCCUGGUCAGGACCACACUCAUCAGCAUGAAGAUGGGGCCCGGGGGGCCGAGAUCAUGGCUCUUGGUCACUGACCACAGGGGAAGCUCUUUGGCAAUAUCAGAAAAGAAGAAGCCAGAUUAUAAACGGAAGUGCUGCCCAUCCUGGGCAGGCAUGUUUGGGGAGGGCUCCCACCCUCCAGUCCUCGGAAGGAGCCUGGUCCUGCCUCUCCGGGGGUCAGAUUAGCCUGAGGCAGCCCCUCCACAGAGCCUCCCCUCUGGCCUAGAGGCUCUGCUUGUUCUCUCAUCCUCCGAGGAGAGCGAGGAGAGCGAGGCGAUGGGCCUGCCCCUGCUGCCCCCUGCUGCGCUGCCCCUGCUGCCGCCAGCAGCUCUGCAGGCUGGUGGCUCAGCAAAAUGCACUUCAAACCUUGAUUUUGACGUCAAACAACCAGAGCACCUCUCAGCCCUUGAGGGUGGCUCCAUCGACAUCCCCUUCUCCUUCUGUUACUCCUGGGAGUUAGCCCGUGAUCCCAACGUGCAUAUAUCCUGGAGAUGGAGAAAUUUCCAUGGAGAGUUCAUAUACAACACAACCCCGCCGUUCACCCAUAAGGCUUUUAAAAACCGCCUCUCCCUGAACUGGGCAAAGGGCCAGAGGAACGGCUCCCUCCGGAUCUCCAACCUGCGGAGAGAGGAUGGACGUAGCUACUUCUGCCGAGUCCAGUUGACCACACGGAACAAAGGCGAGAAAGGGUGGCAGUCCAUCCCCGGGACCAAACUCACCAUCACCAGAGCCACUGAGAAAACCACCAAGGACCCCACCAGCACCAACACCACCACCACAGAUGGCCUCGGUGUCCCAGGGAACAAAGGGCGAUCAGGGUUUUGGCCCUUGAGUAAAGAAGUUGUGGUCAGCAUGGCAGUGGUCAGCACUGUGCUCAAAAUUGCAAUUUUAGGACUGAUGGUCUACCUCAGGUGGAAGAGAAGCAAAGGUGAGUGGUCCAGCACCCUGCCCUCUCCCCAGGCUUCCCAACUGGGUGUUUCUCCUAAUCACCUGCACCAGGAUGAUUGCAGAUCCCUGCUGGGUUGAGGUCUAGUCUUGGGAAUCGUCAUUGUUAAUGAUCUCCACAAGUGCUGUCUGGGAGUGAUCAAGUUUGAAAAUCAUGGCUCUAAACCAGUCCCUCUCCACAACUUUUCUUUACUUAAUCAUUUCUCAUCUGUCCUCUCCUUUUUGUUCAUGGAGAGGGAAGGGUCUGCCAUGAAAAAUUGAGAGAGAAGAAGAAACAGGAAGUUGACUGAGCUCAGCAAGCAUUGGUGGGAUACCUGUUUUCUAGGGCCUGACUUGUAAUUAGAGAUACAAAAGUAAACAAAGCAGAGACCCUUUCAUGGAACUAAUUGGGGAGGGGAGGGGAGGGGAGGGGCCAGUUGCCUGAAGGGCUUAUUGCUUCAUUUGGAAAGAGCUAAAGUAGUUGCGAUAAAGGAGGGGGUAACCAAGGAGGACUUCCCAGAGGAAGUGACACCUGCAAAAAAGUCUCAAAGAAUAAAAAAUAAUUAGCCAGGCAAGUGGCAAGGAUGGUGUAGAGGUCACUGUUCUUUCAGGAGAAGGAAACCAUUUGUGGAACUGUAAGUAGCUCAGUGCUAUGGAGGAGGCAGGAGAUGGGGAAAGAGGACCUUGUAAAUCACAUCCAAGAGCCUUAGAUCCCAGUGGCAAUGUGAAGCAGCCAGAUGGCAACCUCACUUGGUAUUGCAGAUACAUCCAGUCUGCAGUGGAGGGACCAGGACAUUAGACUUCCCCAUCCAGUCCAAUGCAGUGCCAGCUUGAGUGGAAAGAGAGCGACAGAUCUUGGAAAAGGUUAAAAAGGAACAAGUAAGAUAUGGGGGUUGGAUUGAUGUAGGUGUGAGGGAGCCAGAAGUCCCAUGUUUACAACUUGGGUGAACAGGCUGAUGAUGAACCUACCAAGUGAAUUAGGAAACAUAAAAGGUCAAAGACCAUGGUUCAAGGAGAAAAAUGAUUCUUCAACUAGAUGAGCAUCAGCACUUAUAAUUAUUAAGCUACAAUAAUUAAAGUGAUGCAAUGCUAGCAUAUAAAAGAUAAA